AAGAAAUCAAAUCACACAACCCCAGCCAAAAAACCCUAGCACUGUAAGCCUACACCACCGCCGCAAGGAGUGGCAUACUGCCGCGUCCGUCGCCCUCAAAGUUCGCCAUCCGUCCGUCUAUCUAGCUUCCCUCGUGAUCCAAGUCUUCAACCCCUGUUCGUUGUCACCGAUCGCGGCUGCUUCCUCGAGCUCGGCGUCCGUCGUCUUUGUCCGCCGCGCUUCCGUCGCCGUUUGUUUGCCGUUCACGUUCGCGUCUUCGUUCAGCUGUCGUCUUCGUUCGCGUUCUUCGCCGUUCACGUUCGCUCGGCGUUCACUGUUCGCGUUCACUCGCCGUUCUGAGUUCGCAUUCGUGUUCGUCUGGAAGCCACGUUGCUCUGCUUCAAACACUGCGACCAACCCGCGCGCUCCACCUAGCCGUCCAACUGCUCUCUUUUGUUGCCGCCAACCUUGCUCACAGCUCACCUCGGUUCACAGUCACCACUGAACGUUCGCCGUGCUCUCGCCGGAUCCUCCGCGACCUGUGCUCGCGUCUCGCCUCUCUCCACCGUCUGUGCUUGGCUGUUCGCGUCUCGCGGCACCUCCCUUCGCCAGUGAGUGCUCGAGCUGUGUGUUUUUUGCUGCUCGUCUUCCGUGGUUGUUCCUGCCUGCACUGCAGCACCUGUGGUUGUCUCUGCUCGAUUCUGCCUCUCAGUCUCACUCGAGUCGAGUCUCGUCUCAUCUCAGUCACACUGCCGGUGUCUCGUCGUUCGUCAGUCUCGUUGUCGUCGUCUCAACGUCUCGCGGCCUUCCCGGUAUCCUUGUCGCUGGCAGCAGAAGCAACUAGUGGGGUUGUCGCUUUCUUUGUCGCCUUCCGUGGGAUCGUCGUUGCUCAUCGUUUUCUGGUUUGGGAUCCUCGCCCUCUCCGAGUCGCCAUGGACCGUUGAUCGAGUGGCGCUACGAUGACAAGCGUGUGAGGUAUAGCAUCUCCGCCCCACCCAACCAUCCUUACUUAACGUUAACCACAACCCACCGACCACGAGUCCCAGCUGGAGUGGUACCGGAGGAUUUCAUGAACUCCGAGGACUACCUCAAUGGCGAGGACAAAUUAAACGGCACCAAUAGGCUCCACUUUCUUCCCUCUUUGAGGUGGAAGUGGCUCGAUUCCGCGAUUUCAGCGUGCUUGGAUGGCAAUUCCAUUAUUCUCUGCCUCAACCAAUGAGGAAGCGUGAAUGGAGACGAAUAACUUUUCUUGAAGCUUAGAAACAUCUGAUUCCACGAAUAACUUGGAUGUGAAUGAUACCAAAGUAACAAGUCACAUACUUUCCCGCUACCCUGCCCUUGUGGUUGAUAUGAAGAUUUCAAGUUACAACUGAUGCUCAUAAUGUGUUUGAAGAAUUGCUCAAAUCAAAUUCAGCAUGAAUGUCUUGCUCAACUCUGCUUGCAAAUGCCCUUUGGGUCAAAUUAUGAGAGUUUCAAUCUCACUUUAUUCCACAUUGCCCCCAAUAUCAACACCAUCACCUCUCCAGUUGCAAGAGCUGUGCAGUGUUGUUACAAGCACUGUUGGUGGGUUAGAUGAAUUGGAGUUUAGUCUGAAUAAGUAUAGAGAUUCUUUGACUUCAUCUCUUGUAACUCAGGCUAUUGAUUCUUGUAAGCAUGAGGCACAUACUAGGAGAUUGCUCAGGUUCUUCUUAUGGUCUAGUAAGAAUUUGAGUUGUAAGUUAGAAAAUAAAGAUUAUAACUAUGCUCUUCGAGUUUUCACAGAAAAGAAAGACUACACAGCGAUGGAUAUCUUGAUUGGAGACCUGAAGAAGGAGGGUCGAGUUAUGGAUGCCGAGACUUUUGGUCUUGUAGCUGAGACUUUGGUCAAAUUGGGGAAAGAAGAUGAGGCAUUGGGUAUUUUUAAGAAUUUGGACAAGUACAAGUGCUCUAUAGAUGAAUUCACAGUUACUGCAAUCAUUAAUGCUCUUUGUUCUAGAGGGCAUCCUAAGAGGGCUGAAGGGGUAGUUUGGCAUCACAAAGACAAGAUUGCAGGCUCAAUGCUUUGCAUAUACAGAAGUCUCCUUUAUGGGUGGUCUGUGCAGAGGAAUGUGAAAGAAGCUAGGAGGAUUAUUCAAGAGAUGAAAUCAAAUGGGGUUGCCCCAGAUUUAAUUUGUUACAACACAUUCCUCAGGUGCCUUUGUGAGCGGAAUCUUAGACGUAAUCCUUCAGGGCUUGUGCCUGAAGCCUUAAAUGUGAUGAUGGAGAUGAAGUCUUACAAGGUUUUCCCAACCUCGAUCAGUUACAACAUCUUGCUCUCAUGUUUAGGAAAGACCAGAAGGGUUAAAGAAUCUUGUCAAAUACUAAAAAAAAUGGAACAUUCUGGUUGUGCUCCAGAUUGGGUCAGCUAUUAUCUUGUAGCAAAGGUGUUGUUUCUGACUGGCAGAUUUGGCAAAGGAAAAGAUAUAGUGGAUCAAAUGAUCGGAAAUGGUUUGGUACCAAACCAUAAGUUCUAUUACAGUUUGAUUGGUAUUCUCUGUGGGGCUGAAAGGGUGAAUCGCGCUCUUGAACUUUUUGAGAAAAUGAAGAGAAGUUCAUUGGGUGGUUAUGGACCAGUGUAUGAUGUGCUCAUUCCAAAGCUUUGUAGAGGAGGGGAUUUUGAGAAGGGAAGAGAGCUAUGGGAUGAAGCGACAGGCAUGGGGAUCUCUCUUCAGUGCUCAAGGGAGGUUUUGGAUCCUUCAAUAACAGAAGUUUUCAAACCUAAAAGGCCAGAAAAAGUCAGCCUUGAAGACAGUGCAAUAACUAAGCCUCCAAAUAAAGUAAAAAAACUUUCAAGUAAAAUGAAGGUGAUGAGAACAAAAUCUGCUUCAAUGAAGAAGAAAAAGAGAAGAAAUAAAUAAAUAAAUCUACAGCACCUUUAAUGGCUUGAUUAUCUAUAUAGUUGUUCUCUGUUCCCUCUCUUCCAUAGUAUAAAGGCUUGCUUAUCUUGGAUUAGCAUUCUACUCCUGCUGUCCUGCAUGUUGUUCUAGUUAAUUGUUAACUGUAUGCUAUCUCUAGCCUUGGGCAUAUUCUGUAUUUUUUAUACCAGAUUCUGGGAAAUUAUGUAAUUUCAUUUCCUGACAUGAAUUACCUUGGCCAGUCAAUGACAUAGUUUACUUUGUAUUAACUUCAAAUUUUUCUUCAAAUCACCUUAGAAUAUGUGCUUGGACCUUUGGGGGUAUCUGGUUGGGUGGUUGGGAGAAUUAUAGAGUAUUUUCACGGAUUUUAAAAUGGAAAUAUAAUAUUUUCAUAUUUGGUUUAAGGUUUAAAAAAUUAUUCCCAGGUAAAUUUUAUUCAUAAGAAUCCAAAUACCAUCAUUUUAAUUCGCAUCUCUCCCUUGAGUAUGUUUAAUUUUCAUGGAAAUGAAAUCUGAAUAACAAAAGAAAAAGACUAAAUUACCCUUCUAAUCUAACCCCAACCCUCGCAUUCACUUCUCUCCCUUUCUUAUUUCACGUUCAAACAAAACCCUAGUAGAGACCUCUACUCCGCCUCGCUGUGAAUUGAGUUUCCACCACCAUUGCACACUUCAUUCUAGAAGGAAGUUUUCUUUUUCGUUUGCGUUCGUGUUCCAUCAUCUCGGUUCUCAUCACCACAGCUCCACAGCAUCCAUCGCAGCUUCUCAGCUUCGCAAAUCGCAGUCUCCAUCGCAGCUUUGCGUCUCCACCUUAGAUUAGUCGCCGGUCACCGCCAUCCCGUUGCAGUUCUGUCUGAGUUGCCCCACAACUCGUGCUUUGCUUCUCAGCUCUUACUUGCUCUCUCUCUCUCUCCCAGAUUGGUUCCCUAUUGCUGUCAUCAUCGCCUACGCUGUCUUCUUGCAGAUAACCUUUUUUUUUUUUUAAAAGAAAAGAAAAACUGAAUAGAAAUAUUGAUUUUAAUUGAAAAAUUUAUUAUCUCUUAAAAUAUUUUAAUGGUUGAUUAUAAAAUUUCUUAAUAUUUUUAUAUAUUCACUUCUCAGCUUUUUAUCAAGAUCUCCAAACUAGCAUGAAUUUGUAAAUAUGCAAGUAUCACUUUACUGGUUUUUUUGUGUUCUCUGUAGUUAUGUUGGAUGCAAAUGAAGUGUUUGAUGAUUUUUCUCAAUAAAGACUAAAGAGAUUAAGCUUAAGCUUCAGAUUAUUUAUUUGUUUAAUGUUACUUGAUUAAUGUUUCUCCUAUAUAUAUUAGUUUUAUUUUAAGCUUAUGUAUAUAAGUUUUGCUGAAAUUAUGGCUUGUAUAUUAACGCCUCUAAUGGAAUUGGAGCUGGUAGCUUACUGUUUUAGAACUAUCUAAACAAAAUAAAUAAAAGCAAGAAUUAUAUAUUUAUAUAUGAUCCCUGUCUACAAAAAUUUUAAAAAGGGGAAGUAUAUUAUAUUUUAUCAUCAUUGUAGUAUCUUGUGUUCUCUUUUAAAAUGGUCUAUUUACAACUUGUAUUUGUACAUGGUCUUUUAUUUCCCUGGCAUGGUCUAAUUCAUACAUCUUAUUCUUGUUUUUCCAUUUUUAUUUCAUUCGAAAAGUGAUUCCCUGAGGCACUCUGCCAUGAACUAACAAUGAUAUCUUUUAUAGUUCAUUUUUUCAAUACAAUUAAUAGUUCUGUUCCUGUGGUUCUUUUGGCUAUGAAUUUCAGUUUUUUAAAGGAUAGAAAAAAGUUUAUAUAGAAUAAAUAAACAAUAAAAUCUUCUAGUUAAACAUUUUAAUGUUUUCUUCCUCUUUUUUUGACAGAAUGGAUCCCAAAUAGAAAAUGAGAGUUAUUGCUUGCUCAAUUUUACAUUUAGAAUUAAUGAAUGACCUUAUGGUUAUGUUUUUUUUUUUUUUGAUGAUUUGCUAUGUUUUGAUUAUAUUGCAAUUGAGAAAAAAGAAAAGAAAAUGGAAUGAUAAUUAUAGUAGGCAAGAAUUAAGGGAUGUUAGUGUUGAUAGGAUUAUGUAUUUUAGUGAUCUAGCAUGUAUAGAAAACACAAGAAUGGAUAGGCGUGCCUUUCAUGCAUUGUGUAACAUGCUUAGAGGGGUUGGAAGGAUAGAACCAAGUAGGAAUAUGAGUGUAGAAGAAAUGAUUGCCAUGUUUUUACAUAUUAUAGCACAAGGCGUCAAAAUUAGAGUAAUAAAGAUACAAUUUUUGAGAUCUGAAGAAACAAUUAGUAGGAGGUUUAAUGAUGUAUUGCUUGCUAUUUUGAGAUGUCAUAAUCUCUCACUGAAGAAACCUCAACCAUUUAGCCAGAAUAGAAUGGAUGAACGAUGGAAAUGGUUCAAGAAUUGCCUAGGAGCCUUGGAUGGCACCCAUAUCAAAGUCAAUGUCCUUGGGGCUGGUAAGCCUAGAUAUCGACAGAAAAGGUGACAUAACAACCAAUGUGCUUGGAGUGGUUGUUCCCGAUAUGCAAUUUAUCUAAUGCACUGGCGGGUUGGGAGGGUUCAGCGGUGGAUUCUAAGGUCAUUACUACCUAGUGAUGCUGGAUACAUGAAUUGUGAAGGGUUUUUGGCAUCUUAUAGAGGACAAAAAUAUCAUUUUGAGUGAGUUUAAUCCACAGAAUCAAUCUAAUACACCCCAAGAGCUUUUUAAUAUGAAACACUCACAAGUUAGGAAUGUCAUUGAAAGGGCAUUUGGAGUAUUGAAAGCAAGAUGGAGAAUUUUAAGGGGAAGGCCAUUUAUCCUAUUUAAGAGUCAAGGAAGAGUUAUAACUAUUUGUUGCCUUUUGCAUAAUCACAUUAGAAGAGUGAUGAUUGUGAAUCUUAUUGAUGAGAUAGAAAAUCAAAAUAUGCUUGGAUUAGAUGGUGGGACGAUCCACUAUAUUGAGACGAGCGAUGCUUGGGGUAGAUGGAGGGAUCAACUUGCACAAGAAAUGUGGAACCAAUGGAGGAGAAGACAUCACGCUCGAUAAUUGUGUUCAUUUUUCUAUGUGUGAGGCCCAAGCAAACACUUUUUGGAGCGUCUCUCUAUAUUCCCGUAGUGCAUUAGUCUGAUCAAGUAGAACUGAGUUCUCCUCUAGUAGAACUGCCAGAAGGUUUGUAAACAGCGGCUGUCUAUUGCAACAUUGAUUUCAUUUUAUUGAUGCGUUUCUGUUCUUGUACAAGAGUUGUGUAUGUUUGCGUCUUUGUAGCUUUGAUUUGGAUAAUAGUGAAGCUUUUACCUUCUGGUGGGUUUUUUUAUCUCUCUUAUAUUGAGAGGUUUUUUCCCACAUUAAAGUUUGGUGUUUUGUUUUUCUGCCUUCUCUUUAACAUUUUGCUGCUAUUAACUAUUUAUAUAGUGUGCCUAUAAUAGCCUUCACAGGUCUA
This is a messenger RNA of Arachis stenosperma, 6234 nucleotides long. Its product is annotated as pentatricopeptide repeat-containing protein At5g61370, mitochondrial. The record is from RefSeq and is a predicted model, not a curated record. Lineage: Eukaryota; Viridiplantae; Streptophyta; Magnoliopsida; Fabales; Fabaceae. Gene Ontology annotation, molecular function: protein binding. The coding region runs from base 1395 to 2855 and encodes 486 amino acids. The transcript is spliced from 5 exons.